AUGACAACUUUCAACGGAAUUGCUCACAUCAAAGUUAUAGAAGCUCGUGACCUACGACCUACCGAAUGGUCAAAAAGAUUUAAAAUCAAUUCUAAAGAGACAGAAUUAUUGGAUGCGUAUGUAAAUAUUGAUUGUGAUGAGAAUCAUAUCGGCGAAACAUUAACACGUCCAAAAACUUGCAUGCCUAUUUGGAAUGAAGAUUAUGAGACUGAGGUUCAUGAUGGUCAUGAGCUUGAAUUUACCGUGUUUCAUGAUUGCGCCUUACCGACUGAUGAUUUUGUGGCAAAUUGUCGCAUACAAUUUGAAGAUUUGAAAAUUGGAACAAAGAAUGAUGUUUGGAUUGAUUUGGAGCCACACGGAAAACUUCAUUUGCUUAUUGAAUUGAAAGGUUCAUUAAGUGAAGAGGCAGCUCAAAAUAAUGCUAAUAAGAAAGAGCGAGUUUUUCGGGAACGUAUCGAUGCAUUCAGCGGUCGACAACGUCGAGGUGCAAUGCGCCGGAAAAUUCAUGAAGUUACGGGACAUAAAUUUAUGGCCUUAUUUUUACGACAGCCAACUUUUUGUGCCCAUUGUAAAGAUUUUAUUUGGGGACUUGGCAAACAAGGCUAUCAAUGUCAAAUAUGUACGGUAGUUGUACACAAACGAUGUCAUGAAAAGGUAAUAUGGAAAUGUCCUGGAAUUCGUACCAGCGCUAUUGAUGAAUUGCAAACUGAAGCAACAAAGCAAAGUCUUGGCCGAUUUAAUAUUAACAUACCACAUCGUUUCACUGUUCGCAGUUAUAAGCGGCCAACAUUUUGCGAUCAUUGUGGCUCAAUGCUUUAUGGCCUAAUCAAUCAAGGAUUACAGUGUUCGGUUUGUAAACGUAAUAUACAUAAACGUUGCCAACGUAAUGUCGCCAAUAAUUGUGGUAUCAAUUCUAAGCAAAUGGCAUUAGAACUUGCCCAACUUGGUUUAACCGGUGAUAAAAUGUCAAUUCGAUGUAAGAAAAAGCCAUCGGUAAUGUCUGAAGAUAUUUGUGAUAAGACAGAUGUACUAUUAGCAGGAAAAACAACAGUGCCAGCUACUACUUCUUCAAUGACUCAAAUGAUUUUCAAAUCUGACAUUGAAAAAGAUGAAUUAUUGGAAACGGAAAUUAAUGAUGAGAAUUCAAGUGAUAAAUCGGUUAUUGCGGUAAAACCAACCGCUAUAACUAUCAAUGAUUUUGUUUUUAUCAAAGUUCUCGGGAAAGGAUCAUUUGGAAAGGUAAUGCUAGCGGAGCAUAAACGAACCGAUGAAGUUUAUGCGGUGAAAAUACUGAAGAAAGAUGUGAUAUUGCAAGAUGAUGAUGUUGAUUGUACAAUGUGCGAAAAAAGGAUAUUAGCUUUAGCAGCAAAGCAUCCAUUUCUGACAGCCAUACAUUCUUGCUUUCAAACUGUGGAUCGGUUAUUUUUUGUUAUGGAAUUUGUAAAUGGUGGUGAUUUAAUGUUUCAAAUACAAAGGGCACGAAAAUUUGAUGAACCAUGCGCUCGUUUUUAUUCUGCCGAAGUUACCUGUGCAUUACAAUUCUUGCAUCGUAAUGCUGUCAUUUAUCGUGAUCUUAAACUCGAUAAUAUAUUGCUGGAUGCUGAAGGACACUGCCGUUUAGCAGAUUUUGGAAUGUGUAAAGAAGGCAUUACGAAUUCUAAACUUACUUCAACAUUUUGUGGUACACCAGAUUAUAUUGCACCAGAGAUAUUGGAAGAAAUGGAAUAUGGUAUGUCGGUAGAUUGGUGGGCAUUAGGUGUUUUUAUGUAUGAAAUGAUGGCUGGACAACCACCAUUUGAAGCUGAUAAUGAAGAUGAACUCUUUGAAGCUAUCUUACACGAUGAUGUCCUCUAUCCUGUAUGGCUUUCCAAGGAAGCAGUGAAUAUUUUAAAAGCGUUAAUGACGAAAAAUCCAUUGAAACGAUUAGGUUGCAUACAAUCACAAGGCGGUGAAGAUGCAAUUCGUGCGCAUCCAUUCUUCUGGGAUAUCGACUGGGAAGCAUUGGAGGCACGUCGUGUAAAACCACCUUUUAAGCCUAAAAUUAAAUCAAAACGUGAUACAAGUAAUUUCGAUGCUGACUUCACAAAGGAAGAACCGGUGCUUACACCAACAGAACCGGCUAUUCUCAGGACAAUAAAUCAAGAGGAAUUUCGUAAUUUCUCAUUUGUAAAUCCUGAUUUCCGGCUUAAUCAUUAA
Molecule: messenger RNA, 2196 nt
Organism: Cercopithifilaria johnstoni
Lineage: Eukaryota; Metazoa; Nematoda; Chromadorea; Rhabditida; Onchocercidae
Source: the annotation of a GenBank genome assembly